AUGGAAAUUUUGGACAGUUUCGCAGCUAUUACAGAACAAAAGGAGACCGUAUUACCUGCGGUUACUCAGAGACAAAAGACGUUUCCAUGGUUGGAACUACCCAAGUUCUCGGGAGUUUAUAUGGAGUGGCCAGCUUUCCGUGAUCUAUUUGAUUCCAUAGUGAGAAGGGAUACGGAACUUCCAAACGUGCAAAAGAUCCACUACCUGAAACUGAGUGUGAGUGGGGAACCCGCUCAAUUGAUGGCUAGCAUCCCGACCACUGAGGUUAAUUUCGAAAGGGCGUGGCAGACCCUAAUCAAGAAGUAUGACAACGCUCGACUAUUAGUUAGCAGCUAUUUGACGAAGCUGUUUUCAUUAAAGUUGAUGAGUAAGGAAAGCUCAACUGAACUCCGUUCCUUACUUAAUGAUACUUGUGAGGUCAUCGGCGCUUUAACUUCCUUGAAUCGACCUACGGAUCAAUGGGACGAUCUAAUUGUUUUUAUGACAGCUCAGCGGCUGGAUGCAACCUCUCGCAAGGCCUGGGAGGACCAACUGGGACCUUCGGAUAACCAGCCUACUUUCGAAUCACUCAACAAAAUUUUUGACAGGCAAGGUCAGCACGCUGGAAGCCGUGGAGGAUAUGGCUGCAACUUCGAUUGGCUCAUCUUCUACUAA
Messenger RNA from Belonocnema kinseyi, 654 nucleotides. RefSeq lists its product as uncharacterized. The transcript has a single exon. The record is from RefSeq and is a predicted model, not a curated record. Lineage: Eukaryota; Metazoa; Arthropoda; Insecta; Hymenoptera; Cynipidae. Bases 1 to 654 code for a protein of 217 amino acids.